AUGACCAGCGGCCCUGGAGGAGGAGGAGGAGGAGGGAGCGGGCAGCCGGCGCACCAUCAGCAGCAGCAACAUACCAACACCAGCAACAACAACAGUAGCAGCAGCAACAUCAACAGCAACAACGGUGCAACAGCAACAGUGAGCAACAGCAGCAACAACAGUAGGAGCAACACACCGUCAUCCGUUGGAACGGGAGCCACAUCCACGCUCCAGCGUCGCAUCCUGCGCGGCCAUGCAGCGCAGACCACUAGCGGCGAGCGUGUCCUGCUCAUCAACUACGUACCGCAGACGGGAACUGGAUCGGGGGCAACUACCGCCACCACAUCCACGUCCACCCAGAGCGGCACGUCCCAAAUGCCCACCCGUAAGAUACUCCAGGCCAGAGCCUCGGCAGCAGCAGCAGCAGCCGCAGCGGCAGCAGGGGGAGACGCCUCGCCACCCCCGGCCACACCGCCGGCCGUCUCGUUUGCUGGCCUCGGCUCCGAGGUGACCGUCACCCUGACACGCACCAAUCAGCGUGCCAGCGUGACGAGUGUCACAGCCGCCGGUCAUAUUGUAAGGAAUCAGCAAGCCACAUAUUCAGCCAACACAGCAUCGUCGUCGACCAGCUCGACGGCGAUCCAUGAGCACAUAGCGACGCCAACAACGCCACCGCCUCUGGUGUUCACCCAUCAUCCGCACCACCAUCAGCAGCAAUCGCAGCAACAGCACGAGUACCAUCAGGAUCACCAGCUGCUGGAUCAGGAGCACAUCAUCAUCGAUCACCAUCAGCAGUCGGAGGAUGAUCAGUUGAUAGAGUACGAUGAUAGCGGUGGAAUGGAGGAGCAGCAUCAUCAAUUGCAACUGCAGGAGGAACUGCACGAUCCACAGCAGCAGGAUCAUCAUGACGUUGUCCAAGAGGUUUAUCUCCAGUAAGCGAGAUCUAGGAUAGGCUUUUAGUGAAAUAAGUUUUUAGCCAUUUCAUAAAUAAUUGAAAGGGGGGUUACCAAUAGAAAUCUUUGAAGCCUUGACUUGGCUUUUAAAAUUUUCAUUCGAAUUUCAUUCAAAAACUAUAUAAGUAUUCUAAUUCCAUAUUUUCGGGACCCAUCACUUCAGAUCAUGUAGAUAAAAAUACGCAUAUUUAAUCCGAAAAGUAAAACUAAACUAGGUCUCUAAGGAUGAUAUUGUUUAGCCAUGUAUAUACAUUUUGGACAAGCUCUAAAGAUUAAAACAUUGAAGAUAAAAUUCAAUAAACUAGUUAAUAACAUAUACAGAUUAUUUUUGUACUAUACAAGAUAUCCUUAAAAUGUGAACUGCACUCUUAUAGCUAACCAUUGAAGAUCCAAAAGUUAUGGCCAGUGGCAGAUCAAGUGGAAUAUCAUCCCGAAAUCGUAAUCAAAUGUAAAAUAUAUCGACUUCAAUUUAGAGAAACGAAAUUUCGCACAUAAUGCAUAAAUAUUAAUGUAUUUAAGAAUUACAUUCUGAUUGUUUAAAAACUGUUGAUGCGAAAAGGCCCCAGGAAUUCAAAUGGGGAAUGCCCUAUAUCUCGUCUAUAGGAAAACCAUACACAUGUAACCCAGGGUUUGGGGCCAAGGCAAUAAAGCAAGCCGGUUUGUGU
Messenger RNA from Drosophila bipectinata, 1597 nucleotides. RefSeq names its product sericin-2. The record is from RefSeq and is a predicted model, not a curated record. Lineage: Eukaryota; Metazoa; Arthropoda; Insecta; Diptera; Drosophilidae.